Molecule: messenger RNA, 2751 nt
Organism: Ochlerotatus camptorhynchus
Lineage: Eukaryota; Metazoa; Arthropoda; Insecta; Diptera; Culicidae
Gene: ArfGAP3
Product: ADP-ribosylation factor GTPase activating protein 3
Exons: 7
Coding region: 269-1936 (555 amino acids)
Biological process (GO): COPI coating of Golgi vesicle
Molecular function (GO): GTPase activator activity
Source: RefSeq, a predicted model, not a curated record
CAGAGUCAUCAGAAAAAGAGGAAAAUCCAGCACAGUGGCGAUCCAGUCGAAAAUAUUUUCUUCAAAAUCCUGCGAUAAUUUUCCGUUUUUUUUGCCAGAAUCGACCAUAAAAUUAUCUACGUCUGUGUUAGUUUUGUGCGAAGUAAUAGUGGCCACCAUAGUGUAGUGUUUUUGUGCAUGAAUUUCUGGUGGUACUCGGUCAAAACCCGAAAUUUGUAUAACGUUGAUUGUGGAUAAUUAAUACGCGCAGGAAAAAAGGGCAGGAGAGAUGGCAGGAGCACCAGAAAAAUCUGAUAUAGAUGCAAUUUUCAACAGACUACGCUCGAUACCAACCAACAAGAGUUGUUUCGAUUGUGCAGCGAAGAAUCCCACCUGGUCUUCAGUGACGUAUGGAGUUUUCAUCUGCAUCGAUUGCUCGGCAGUGCACCGUAGCUUGGGUGUGCAUCUGACCUUCGUGCGGUCGACGAAUCUCGACACCAACUGGACAUGGAUGCAGAUCCGCCAGAUGCAGGUUGGCGGCAACGCAAAAGCGGCUCAGUUCUUCCGCCAGCAUAACAGCAAUUCAACCGAUGCUCAGCAGAAAUACACCUCUCGUGCGGCGCAGCUGUAUAAGGACAAGCUGACCCAUUUGGCGCAACAAUCGUUGCAGUUGCAUGGGACUACGCUCCACAUCGAUAGCAUGCAUUACCAUCAUGCCGAGAGUAACAAAAAUGAAGAAAUCGACUUUUUCGCCGAUUGUGCUAACAUUGAGGCCCCUCCCACGACCACCACGGACAGCCACAACAACAACCUGAAACAACAGGAAGCUACCCAGGACGGCAUCCCAAAACUUGCUUCUUUGAGCAACACCACAUCCGAUAGUUCUGGAAAUUUACAAGGACCUAGCGUUGAUUUCCUGAAUUCCACGGUUCCAUUAGAGGCACCAAAGUCGACAAUCGGAGUGAGGAAAAUUCAGCCGAAGAAAGCAGGCCUCGGUGGGAAGAAGGGUGGCCUCGGAGCAACGCGUGUAAAGACAAACUUUGCCGAGAUCGAAGAGAAGGCUAAUCUUGCCGACAAGCUCAAAAUGACACCGGCGGUGCAGGAGAAAGCGGUCAGCCAAGAGGAUCAAGCACAGGCUCUUGCCAGCGUUCGCUUGGCCUAUCAUGACCUUUCGAUCAAGCAGCAUAAGGAGGAAGAAAAGAUGAAGGUGACCGAUCCCAACAAAGCCAAACAGAUCGAGCGCCUUGGCAUGGGACUUGGUUCCCGCAGUGGAGUUUCACAUUCCGCCAUUUCGGACAUGAAAACACUCACCCAAGAAUCAACUGGCAAGAGUGGGUCCUCUCUUUCGAAAGCUUUCGAGUCCAACAAUGACUUUUUCGAUGACUACGCCACGUCAAUGUACGGUAGCGGCAGUAGUAGCAACGGCAACAAGAACUCGUCUUCCAUGAAAGACUAUAGUGAUGCCACGAUGAUGGGAUUCGAAACCAUCGAACCGUUUGACACGAAGCAGAACAUCCAGACAAUGUUUUCUCCUGCUUCCAGUUCUUCGAAGAAUACCAGCAUCAGUGAUCAACCAACGUACAGCAGGAACGCAAACAAGAAAACUCCAACCAGUGCUAGCAAUGACUACGAAUCAACCGAUGUAGCGCAGAAGAAAUUCGGUACAGCGAAGGGUAUUUCGUCGCAACAGUUUUUCGGUGAUGAGACAUCGUCAUACGAGCGAUCGUCAAACUUGGCUAAAUUCCAGGGGUCCAAUAGUAUUUCCUCGGCAGAUUACUUCGGCCAUGGCAGCCCUAGUGGUAGCGCUGGUCGUGGUGGUUCGAAUAUGCAAUUCAAUGGGCCCGAUUUGGAUGACGUUAAAGAAAGUGUGCGCCAGAGUGUAACCAAAGUUGCCGGACGGUUAAGCACAUUAGCGAACGAUAUGAUGUCAUCAAUUCAAGAUAAAUAUGGUUAUUAAAAUAAAGUCAGUUUUAGCAAUUUAUUUAUAAUUUUACAGUACCUAUGUUCCAUAGUUUACUGCCAGCUGAUGGAGGAUUUUUUUUAAAUUUAAUUAUUUUUAUCUGUGCUGUACUAUUUACCAAAUUAGUUCAAACAAAUAUUUACACAUAACUUCCGUUUUUGUUUUUGUAUCUGUUGUAUCUGUCAUUUCAAGUGCAUGCAGUAACAGUUUCGAUUCCAUUAUUGUAAUGUUUUGUACAGGUGAACAUGUAAAUGGUUACUUACAUACAUUAGAAGCUCAUAUUUUGUGAAAACGAAUGCCUGAUAUUUGUAAGUUUUCACGAAUAAUGUUAGACAAGAGUAACAUAGACAGCCUUCAGAAUAAGUCCUCUUCGAUCCUUCUCUUGGAAAUGAAAAUCACCUGACCGCCAGUAAAACUACAAUCAUGGAAUGAGUGACACUUUAGCGUGGAAGCUGUAACGGAUAUAAUCUGACUAUCUGUAUUUUGAUGCUAGGACGGUUUUCUAGACUCCCAAUAAAUGAAAAAUCUAUAUAAUACAAACAAAGACACUCAAACACAAGGUCAAAAGCAGUAUACUUAGAGGACACUUGUUAAAUACACGUAUGUUAGCGAAAAGACGAAAAUAGCAAAGGAAACAUGUUUAAACCUAUUGAAUAAAACUACCUUUCAUGAAAAUCGAGUGAAACAAAUUACCGGUCGGUCUUUAAAAUACAUUUUGUUGUAUAAAAUUGCGAUUGCGACGAAACGUACUCUGUAUGUAAAAAUCAUAAUCCUUUAAAAUGAAUAAAGUAUAUACUUCUUAGUUAUAAAAA